Diaporthe batatas is the source of this 2117-nucleotide messenger RNA. RefSeq lists its product as uncharacterized. The transcript is spliced from 3 exons. The record is from RefSeq and is a predicted model, not a curated record. Gene Ontology annotation, biological process: transmembrane transport. Gene Ontology annotation, molecular function: transmembrane transporter activity. NCBI's taxonomy places the organism in Eukaryota, Fungi, Ascomycota, Sordariomycetes, Diaporthales, Diaporthaceae. Gene Ontology annotation, cellular component: fungal-type vacuole membrane. Bases 504 to 2117 code for a protein of 537 amino acids.
CAGAGACCUACGAGACUCCCUUGCUUUCGGAAGCAUUGAGUUUGUCAUAACUAGCCCGGAAACCUGGGGAAGGAGGAUUUCGCCCCACACAACCAACCGUCUAGCAAUGGUUAUCGAUCGGAAAUUCCUGCCCGAAUAUAGGGGCUAGUAAGGAUUAAAAGCUGCCGUUCUCCAGCUAACAGAUAGUUACUGGUCAUCUCUCGUAUGCAUGAGUCAAUGGCAACCACAGCAGUUCUGGAAUUCCUUUAUCCGGACAUAGACUUUUCUGUGUCUGCGCCGGCAUUCUUCCCCGUUCAAUGCUGCAUUUUCAUCGAGUCAGGAUUAGCUCUUCAGCAUCAAUAAGGAUGAGAUCGGGGCAGAGGUUCCCUUCUUAGAUUCACACUCCUUCGCUCUGUCGGGUACCCUGAGUCCCUGACAUCGAUCUCGGGACCCAUCCUGAAUUCGGUCGUGACGCAGCAUCGCCAACUGGGCAGCUCCCGGCAGCGACUGCCGACCGAAAUACAAUGGCUCGCUCCCCAUCAACAACAAGCAGCAUUAGUACGGACCUCGAUCCGUCGACCAGUCCCGAGCGAGAGAAGCACAUAGACUACAUCGACAUAGAGCAGGGGCGAGGAAAGGGCGAUGGCCACAUGCACGGAGGCGACCCGGAGAAGCAAUCUGCUGCCGGGGGGCUUCGGCGGCCGACGCAGGACUCAAAUACCGAGGCCAUUCCCGGCGUGAGGCUCGACGACAGCGACGACUUCAAAGAUGGCGGCCGCGGCGGUACCCACGAGGAAGAAGAGGAGGACGCCGCUGUCGGCGCCAGCGCCACAGAUGACGACGAUGACGGCCGCGCAAGCAGGCACCGCGGAAGCCUCGCCGCGCGCGUCAUAAGCCGCACCACCAGCAAGUCGAGCUUCAACCCUGGCCCGCCGCCCGACGGGGGCCUGAGGGCGUGGACGUCGGUGGCGGCCGGCCACCUGGUCAUCAUGAACACUUGGGGGUAUAUCAACUCGUUCGGGGUGUUCCAGACGUACUAUGCUAAUGAGCUGGCGCUGGGCCCGCCCGCGACGAUUUCCUGGAUCGGGUCUAUCCAGGUGUUCUUGUUGUUUUUUAUUGGGACUUUUACGGGGCGGAUGACGGAUGCUGGGUACUUCCGCGAGGUGUUCCUCCUCGGGACCACCUUCCAGCUCCUGGGCAUCUUCACGACGGCCGUGUGCACCAAGUACUGGCAGCUCUUCCUCGCGCAGGGCGUCUGCAUGGGCCUCGGCAACGGCUGCCUGUUCUGCCCCACGGUGGCGACGGUGUCGACGUACUUUAGCAGGAAGAGGGGGCUGGCUAUCGGUAUGACGGCGUGCGGCAGCGCGACGGGCGGGCUCAUCUUCCCGGCCAUGGCGAGGCAGCUGCUGCCCUCGGUCGGGUUCCCCUGGACCGUCCGGGCGAUCGGGUUCAUCCAGGCCCUGGGGCUGGUUCUGGCCAAUAUCGGCCUGAGGAGGCGGAUACCGCCGCGCAAGGCCGGGGCGCUGGUCGAGUGGGCCGCGUUUGGGGAGCUUGAGUAUACCUUUUAUGCGGCCGGGAGCUUCACCUGCUUCCUCGGCGUCUACUUCGCAUUCUACUACCUAGCCUCCUACUCCCGCGACAUCACGGGCCUCUCCUACACGGACUCGCUCAACCUCCUCCUCCUCCUCAACGGCAUCGGGAUCAUCGGCCGCCUGGUGCCGAACCACCUCGCGGACCGGUGGGGCGCCCUCAACGUCUUCGUCCCCGUGGCCGUCGCGGCGGGCAUCUGCCAGCUGACGUGGGCCGCCGUGUCCGGGCCCGCGGGGCUCUACGCGUGGGCGGUCUUCUUCGGGAUCGCGGCGGGGGGCAUCCAGUCGCUGUUCCCGGCGGGGCUGAGCAGCCUGACGACGGACCUGCGCAGGGCCGGCACGCGGAUGGGGAUGGUGUUUACUAUUGUCAGCUUUGCGACGCUCACGGGCCCGCCUAUCGCCGGGGCGCUUAUCAGUGCGUGUGGGGGAAGGUAUUAUGGCGCGCAGGCGUUUGCGGGGUCUGCUAUGAUUGUGGGCGGGGGCUUCAUGGCUGCUGCUAAGGUUGUUAAGCAGAGGAGGGUCGGGGGUGGGUGGAGGACUAAGGUGUAG